GAAGCAGACAAUCGCCGGCCUUGAUUCCGUCGCCGACUGCCUGUAUUCCUUCUCUUCAUCUGGUUUGAAAGUUAAACUGAAGCUGAAUUUUGAGGAGAACUGAAGUGAUGCUGGACCUUAAUCUGAGUGUUGAUCAGAGCGAUUUGACGUCGAAAUAUAUGGAGGACGACGGCCAUAAGCAGUUUUUAGAGGUAUGCGGAAGCGGCGGUCAAUUGGAAUACUCCGGCGGGACCUCGAAUUCUUCCGUCGUCAAUGUGGAGAUAUCGAGUAACGCUGGCGACGAGGAGCACUCAUACUCUUGUUCGGAUCUCGCUUAUAACUUCGAUAUACUGAAACCGAGUAACCGAGAAGGUGAUCAGGAUUUUAGGUCAGGGAUUGUGGAGACGAAGCAGCUCUUCCCUGAGAUUGAUGGAGACAGCGGCUUGAGGCAGCAUCAGGGGUUGGAUGUUCGUGGUAACAGUGCGAUGGACGAAAGAGAAUUCAUGUUAAGGCAGCAGCAACAUCAGCAGCACAGACAGCAGGUGAGGAAGAGUAGAAGAGGACCUAGGCCUCGGAGUUCUCAGUAUCGCGGUGUUACUUUUUACCGGAGAACUGGAAGAUGGGAAUCGCAUAUAUGGGACUGUGGGAAGCAAGUUUAUCUGGGUGGAUUUGACACUGCACAUGCUGCUGCAAGGGCAUACGAUCGGGCUGCAAUUAAGUUUCGGGGACUUGAUGCUGAUAUUAAUUUCAACAUAAGUGAUUAUGAGGAAGACCUCAAACAGAUAAAGGACUUGACAAAGGAAGAGUUUGUGCAUAAUCUUCGCCGUCAGAGCACUGGGUUUUCUAGAGGAAGCUCGAAAUACAGAGGAGUUACCCUGCACAAAUGUGGUCGAUGGGAAGCUCGAAUGGGGCAAUUUCUCGGGAAAAAGUACAUCUACCUUGGAUUGUUUGACACUGAAAUUGAAGCGGCAAGGGCUUAUGACAAGGCUGCUAUAAAAUGCAAUGGAAGAGAAGCUGUCACCAACUUUGAACCCAGCUCGUAUGAGGGGGAGCCAAGUCCCGAGGCUGACAACAGAGCCUACAACCAAUCCAUGGAUUUGAAUCUUGGUAUUGCUCCCCCCUCUUUAUCAGGAGGUAAUAAGGCAAAUGACACCUUUGGGAGCUUGCACCAAGUCAAUCCUCUCUUAGCUGAUACGUCUGAGGAUGGAAGAAAAAGGAUUGAACACUCUACACCUGUCACAUUGGGAACUCAAAUGCUUCAUGCCCACCCUCCUUACCAGAGUGGUGUUGUGACUUCUGGGUUUUUCCCUGUUUACCAGGGAACAGCAAUAGAGAAGAAUACGAAGUCUCCAAAUUGGGCAUGGCAGAUUCAAGGUCCAUAUGCUGGAGUUAGACCAGCUUCCCUCUUCUCUGCUGCUGCAGCAUCAUCAGGAUUCCGUAAUUCAACAAACGCUGUUUCAUCAUUAGCUGCUGCUCAUCAUCAACCACCAUUUCUAGCUUCAGCCAUCCCUCACCAUCCAUCCAUUAAAAGUACCAGUGACGUACCCCCAUAUUUCUUUAGGAGCUGAAGGUACGCCAAGCAGAUAGAGCAUACAAACAUUUCUAGGAGUAAUCAAUGCAAGGUGAUCCAUCAUUCAUUUUAUUACAAGUUGUAGGCAUUAGAUUGACAUAUUCUUGUAUACAACUCUCUAAGAUGGCUUUAUAGUCUCAUCAGAUGAUUGAAAUGAAAACGAGUGCCACCUCUC
Molecule: messenger RNA, 1724 nt
Organism: Cynara cardunculus var. scolymus (artichoke)
Lineage: Eukaryota; Viridiplantae; Streptophyta; Magnoliopsida; Asterales; Asteraceae
Product: ethylene-responsive transcription factor RAP2-7-like
Exons: 11
Coding region: 108-1547 (479 amino acids)
Biological process (GO): regulation of DNA-templated transcription
Molecular function (GO): DNA binding; DNA-binding transcription factor activity
Source: RefSeq, a predicted model, not a curated record